GUUCUCUUAAGGAACGUUACUUAUUACAAAAAACUACAAAUGAUAAAAUAUUUUAGUAUCCGUAAUUUAUUCGUAGCGUGCACGUGUUAAAGUUGCAGUUUUUAAGUGUGUAAAUAUUAAAUACUGGUGAUCAGGUUUCACCAGCAUGUAUAUGGUGCUAUAUCCGGAGGUGCAGAGGAAGGUUUAGAAGGAGCUCGACGAUGUGGUGGGGACGGACCGCUGGCCCACCAUUAAGGACAAACCUAAGGUCACUACUACGAUAACUCCUACUGCGAAUCUAGUGAUUACAUGAGCAGUCCUUACUAUAGUGACAGUUACAGGACUUGGAAUGAUUCUGAGAUGUAUAAUAGUGAUUCUACGAUACAGGUGCAACAGAUGACUAAUAUGUAUGGAUGCGGGUUAUAUCAAGAGCAAAAUAGUAAGAUCCAGCAGGGUGUGGAGGGAUAUGAGAAGGUGGAUAGCCCAAAACACCAACAAGUGACCAGCUCGAAAACGGAGUUACGGAAGUCUGGACGUCAAAAAGCGAAAAGAAAGCCACGUGUCCUCUUCUCCCAGGCCCAAGUUUACGAGUUGGAACAAAGGUUUAAGUUGCAAAAGUACCUUACGGCACCAGAACGGGAACAAAUGGCGCAAGUGCUUAAGUUGACGCCCACGCAGGUCAAGAUUUGGUUUCAAAAUAGGAGAUAUAAAAACAAACGUCAAACCUUAGAAAAGCAGCCGACUGAAACAGGAAUAAAACCUGGAGUUUCACCGGGACUAACUUCCUCUUCAAAUACUAACUACUACGUCCCUGGACUACCUCAAAGUGGCUAUGUUUAUCAUAGUGGUUCUCCACCCGCUUACGGUACUGCUGAUUUUUUCAAUCAAACCGAAUACGGGCCUUACAGUAGUUCUCCUUUGACCUAACUAUUAUAUUAUUUGUUGUAUAUGAAUUUAACUUUGUGAUUAUUUGUUUAAUGGAAGUAUUAUUUUUUGUUAUAUUCGUCAUUGAUUCAUUUGUAUUCGUUUAUGUAAAUUUUAAGUUACAUGUUUAAUUAGCUAUAAUUUUGUGACUGAUUUAAGCUUUAAUAAAUUUACUAUUAAUGGUAGACAAUCAUUCAAGGUUUUUGUCAAAUAAAAUCCAUUUUGUUUAGGCAUUAUCUAAAUUAUUAUGUCUAAAAUUGAAGUAUUGUAUAUGAAUUAGGUAAUAUUUAUGUAUAUAUAGAUUAUAUUAAUAAAAUUAAACGUAUAGAGUUAUUGU
This is a messenger RNA of Anthonomus grandis grandis, 1240 nucleotides long. Its product is annotated as homeobox protein Nkx-2.5-like. Gene Ontology annotation, cellular component: nucleus. Bases 289 to 906 code for a protein of 205 amino acids. The transcript is spliced from 5 exons. The record is from RefSeq and is a predicted model, not a curated record. Gene Ontology annotation, molecular function: RNA polymerase II cis-regulatory region sequence-specific DNA binding; DNA-binding transcription factor activity, RNA polymerase II-specific. NCBI's taxonomy places the organism in Eukaryota, Metazoa, Arthropoda, Insecta, Coleoptera, Curculionidae. Gene Ontology annotation, biological process: cell differentiation; regulation of transcription by RNA polymerase II.